Messenger RNA from Leishmania major strain Friedlin, 1446 nucleotides. RefSeq lists its product as hypothetical. NCBI's taxonomy places the organism in Eukaryota, Euglenozoa, Kinetoplastea, Trypanosomatida, Trypanosomatidae. The record is from RefSeq and is a predicted model, not a curated record. The transcript has a single exon. The coding region runs from base 1 to 1446 and encodes 481 amino acids.
AUGCGCUCCCAUAGAGCGUGCGCAGCGCCACACUCAAGACGACACGGCCCAAUUAUCCUGCAGGACCAGAAAAACGGCAAAGGAACAAAAAACGAAGACGUCCAUUCAUCGAUUGCCGAGACGCGGGUCGCUUUCAUUUUGCGUGCGUGUGUGUGCGUGUGUGUGUGUGUGUGUGUGGAUGGAUGGAGGAAGGUGGUUCACUUUUGGCUGAAGCGACGCCGUCUUGUUGUAGAGUGCUGCCGUCUUGCAACGCUUCCUACCUCCCCACUCCUCCCACGCUUCGGCGCAUUCGUUUCGAUCCUUGUCGUUGGCGCACCGCCAACCCCUCUCGCUCAUUUCGUUUGCAUCGUCACCAGCAUCGCACUCCUCGAAGCCAUAAUGUCCGCCGCAGCCUCCGCACCGCGGCAUCGUCGGUACGUCGAUAUGACGCCCGAAAGGGAGCAGAAGAUUACUCAGCUUGUGCAGCUCAUGAAGGAGACCUAUGACCCGCUUCCGAAACAGCUGCAAAUCCUGCUGUCCUACUCGCCGACUUCAGAGGACGCGCCGACGCCGCACAACACCACGCGCAGCUACUGCUACUGCGCCCUCAUCUCUUGCCAGUGGGAAGUGCAGAAGGCGUUUGAAGCCAUGAAGAAGAACGUGGCGUACCGCCUGCAGUGCCACCUCGACGAGCGCAGUGAGCUGCCGUCGGCGGUUUCGAUCCGCGGGUGGAACGAGAUGGAAGUGGUGCGUGCGCUGGGCAAGGAGGAGCGGGCAGGCAAUCAGCGCGCCGAUGAGAUCAUCGCCAAGCUCGAUCGAUACUUCCCAUGUGGUCUUCACUACUGGGACAGGUACGGACAGCCUGUCUUCUACCUCAUGUUGGGCAGCGUUGACGAGGAAAACCUACUGAAGGAGCUGAAGCAGACCACGGCUGUUGGUGAGUCCGUGGACGCGGUCAUGUGGGAGAUGCUGCAGCACUUGCUGGGUUCGGGUGAAUGGCUCGCGUACUACCAGCAAAUGCAGUACGAUGCGGGUCAGCUCAAGGUUGACGCCUCCGAAGGGCUCAUCCGAGCAACCACGAUCGUAGUUGACCUGCUGGGGUUCACGUACAAGAUGAUCUGGAAGCCGGCGAUCGAUCUCUUCGUCACCUGUCUCAAGACGCUGUUCGCCCACUACCCCGAGUGCGUGCAUCGCAUUCUCGUGGUGAAUGCGCCGUCGAUGGUGACGCUCGCCUAUGGCAUCAUUCGCCACGUUCUUCCUGGCACGGUGCAGGCAAAGGUUCACAUGGCCAAACCGAGUGCGUCGCUGGCGCUGCUGCAGGAACACAUCGAGAAGCAGUACGUGCCAGAAUUUUACGGCGGCGCGUGCCACUGCCAGGGUGGCUGCGUGCGUUCGUACAGGCCGAAGAACGCCGCUAACGGCACCACUACUGUUGACCAGGACGAUGCCCAGAGCGCCGCGGAGUAG